This is a messenger RNA of Trichoderma asperellum CBS 433.97, 429 nucleotides long. RefSeq lists its product as uncharacterized. NCBI's taxonomy places the organism in Eukaryota, Fungi, Ascomycota, Sordariomycetes, Hypocreales, Hypocreaceae. The record is from RefSeq and is a predicted model, not a curated record.
AUGCUGAUGAAUACAGCCGCUUUCAAGGCCGUCCAAGCCAUCGCGUCGCUAGUCUUCAGCACUGGCUGGAAGAGCUACGGCAGAGCUCAUACAUACUAUAACCGACACGGCCAAUGGGCUCUCAUGGCGGAAUACGCCACCAAAACGGGGCCACCCUGCGAGCUAAAUUGGCUCUGGAGAUACCCGCUGUCCCAUUGGAGGCCCUCGCCCUUGAUGGCUCGCUUCUGUACGUUCUCAAGAGCCGGGGGUCCGGGGGUGCUGCUAGGCAGUGGCCAGGGUGCUAGGACGGUUGAGGGCCUCCUCAUCAAAGGUGACCCGAUGUUUAAGGAGAGACCCAUGUUAUUAAAGACACUGGCUUUGAUGAUGGCCGUGGAAAAUGAUCUUCAGGGCUGCGGUUCUUCACUAUCUUCACCUCCUCCGGCUUGGUGA